UCUCCCCUGACGUCACGUAGCCAGGCUCCGCCCCUCCGGAGGUAUCACACACCCUCUCACCGUUACCGGGAGCUCCUCACACCCGGGCACCGCAUUCUGCCUCCGCUGUAGUGUUAGCUGCCGGGGCGGACCACUGCCCGUUACCACCGAUCAAUUCUGUUGUCCGGGCCCAGGCAGAGCAGUGUACGCAAGCGCGUACCGGAGCCCCCCUCCAUUGUCACGCGUGAUGUCGUCAUGACGCUCGCUUGCCGAGUUGCAUGCUGGUACUCGUAGUUUUGCGCUUCCUCUUCACAAUUUUUAUUUCACCGAAUAAAUAAUCAAACGUCGCAUAAAACUAUCGACAUCAGAGCAUGGAAAUCACACGAGACGCCUCGACUUAUUUUUAGCUCAGUAAUUUCAAGUGAGGCUUGGAACGCGAGAAAAAAAACCAUCCAGCAUUUACUUUCGGUAUGUCCUCUCGCGAGAUCUGCUGGCUUAGGGUUUUAGCGAUGACACUCUCGCGAGAAUUGAACUGUGUGUUUUGUUUGACGGGCAAAUGGCUGGAGUCCUGCGCUGUGGCACCCAGUUACUGGGCAGAGGGUUGCGGCCGGGCUCGGUUACAUCCCACAAUCUCCAAUGUCGCUUCAGAUCUUCUAAAGCCGAUGUGUUGGCUGCAGAACCCAAGGAAGGAGCUGUAUAUGCCCCUCUGGGGACGUUCACUGAGGAGGAAGGCAUGCUGAGAGAUAUGGUACGAAAAUUUGCCCAGGAGCGGAUUGGCCCACUUGUGAAAACCAUGGACGCUGAGUCAAAAAUGGACAAGUCCGUCCUUCAAGGACUAUUUGAUCUCGGGCUGAUGGGUGUAGAGGUGGACCCCAAAUAUGGCGGCACGGGAGCAUCUUUUUUUUCCUCUAUUCUUGUGAUUGAAGAGUUAGCCAAGGUGGAUCCAUCUGUGUCAGUAUUAUGUGACAUUCAGAAUACCCUCAUCACAUCAUUGUUCCAGCAGCUUGGCACUGAGGAACAGAAAGAGACCUACCUGCCCAGACUGUGCACAGACAUGGUGGGAAGUUUCUGUCUUUCGGAGGCUGGUUCUGGCAGCGAUGCGUUUUCCCUAAAGACCACAGCUCAGAAGAACAAGGAUUAUUAUGUCAUCAACGGCUCCAAAAUGUGGAUCAGCAACUCAGAGCAGGCUGGGGUCUUCCUUGUAAUGGCAAAUGCUGAUGUGUCCGCUGGAUACCGAGGAAUCACGUGUUUCAUUGUUCCCAAGGAUACAGAAGGAUUCCACAUAGGGAAAAAGGAGGAUAAACUAGGACUCAGAGCGUCUUCAACAUGCACGCUGACUUUUGACAAUGUUAAGGUUCCAGAAAACAAUGUACUUGGCAAGCUUGGACAUGGCUAUAAAUACGCCAUAGGAAUGCUGAAUGAAGGCCGGAUUGGAAUUGCAGCCCAGAUGGUGGGCUUGGCUCAGGGAUGCUUCGACCACACAGUCCCAUACACCAAACAGAGGAUACAGUUUGGAAAGAGAAUAUUUGACUUUCAGGGUAUGCAGCACCAGAUCUCACAUGUAGCCACCCAACUGGAAGCUGCACGACUACUAACAUACAAUGCUGCCCGACUGAAGGAAGCAGGGAGACCUUUCAAGAAGGAGGCAUGCAUGGCUAAAUACUUUGCAUCUGAGGUGGCCGGACUGACAACUAGUAAAUGUAUAGAGUGGAUGGGAGGCGUCGGAUUUACUAAAGACUAUCCAAUUGAAAAAUAUUACAGAGAUGCAAAGAUAGGUACAAUAUAUGAAGGAACCUCCAACAUCCAGCUGAGCACAAUUGCCAAGUUCCUUGAUCUGGAAUACUGAAAAGCAGCGCUGCGGCAUCUGAUCUAUUCUCAGGCUCUUAGGCUGAUCACUUAAGAGAAAAUACUUGGUUCUCAACCAUGAAUAUCCACAUCUGUAUCAAUGCAAAGUCAUCAUGAAUGGACCAAUACGUCUGAUCAUUGCCUUUGGAAGUCAUAGUUAGUACAAUCUACAGCUACUGCUGCAGUUCUCCAUUAAGGAUCUCUCUACUCUACAAAUUACGCCAUAAAAGGGGCUUGGGGAAAAUUACAGGAAUAUCCUUAAUUAUUUUUUCUUAAGGUGCGAAUUGUAACCUUCUCUACUCUUUUCUGAUUUUUUUUUUUAUGUAUUCCUGAUAAGGAAUCAUUUACACAAAGCAGACUCUUGGAUUUAUCAUGUUAGUGUUACUGUUACAUGUCUGGACCUUAAAAGGUGUUGAUUUUUGGGUUCCAGCCCAGCAAGCUGGACCAUAUUACAUGGUUGUCUUUCUGAGGGAAAAAAUAAAGACAAACUCCCUUAAACACUAAAUAAAGCAGGUAAGUAAUAAAAAGAAAGAAAAGGCCGACCUGUUUGUCCAUCUGUGAGCUUUUUUAAACCCAGAGAGGUAAUUACUUCUGGUCCAUUAAAAAAGUUAUCCAAAGAACAGCACCAAUUUUGUCCUUUUUUGUGGCAACUGUAGUUAAAGGGGUAUUCCU
This is a messenger RNA of Hyla sarda, 2496 nucleotides long. RefSeq names its product short/branched chain specific acyl-CoA dehydrogenase, mitochondrial-like. The transcript is spliced from 11 exons. Gene Ontology annotation, cellular component: mitochondrion. Bases 536 to 1825 code for a protein of 429 amino acids. NCBI's taxonomy places the organism in Eukaryota, Metazoa, Chordata, Amphibia, Anura, Hylidae. The record is from RefSeq and is a predicted model, not a curated record. Gene Ontology annotation, molecular function: acyl-CoA dehydrogenase activity; flavin adenine dinucleotide binding.